Lasiosphaeria miniovina is the source of this 2614-nucleotide messenger RNA. Its product is annotated as Pre-mRNA-splicing ATP-dependent RNA helicase prp-28. The coding region runs from base 143 to 2296 and encodes 717 amino acids. The record is from RefSeq and is a predicted model, not a curated record. The transcript has a single exon. Gene Ontology annotation, molecular function: nucleic acid binding; RNA helicase activity; ATP binding. NCBI's taxonomy places the organism in Eukaryota, Fungi, Ascomycota, Sordariomycetes, Sordariales, Lasiosphaeriaceae.
CCAACCUCGAAGUUAUCCACUGCUGCGAGCUCUUGUGCACAACGAAGUCUACACGUAGUCCACACCUCUAGCGCAGCCCAAGUUUUUUCGAGCGUCAAAAGACUUCAAUAUCGGCGACCUUAACAGCUUCGUAGCUGUCAAAAUGAGCGACAAAAUCACGACGAGACGCGAGCCUCCAGACCUGGCUGCGCUCCUGCGCAAGCGGAAGGCUGAAGAAGAGCUUGCUGCAAAGCCGCGUUUCAUAUCAAAGAAGGAGCGAGAGCGGCUGGAGGCAGAGAAACAAGCCAAGGAGGAGGAAGAUCGCAAGCUCAAGGAAGAGUCGCGGCCAAGGGACAACCAGGCCAACGGCAACCAAACUGUAGAUGGCAUGCACAGAUCCCGACAGCUUUCCCGACAAAGCAUACCAACGGGGCCAAAAGCGAUGCGCAACGGAGCGAAUAACGAAGAUGUGCUAAAAUCCUCGAACGGCGGUGGGAACCGCCAAAACGGAAGACGCGGCCCAAGCAACAACGAAGACGAUGAGCGCAAAAGCAAGAUGGAGAGAAACGACGAGGCAGAACUUCGCGCUCGAUAUAUGGGCCCAGUAGUGAACCAGUCCACAUUCUCGGCAAAGAAGAAGCGGAGGAGAACAGCAGCAAACAAGUUCAACUUCGAGUGGGAUGCCGACGACGAUACGAGCCGACCGUUUGACCCCAUUUACGCCGAGCGGGUCGAACCGCUUAUCCGGCUCGGAGGCUACGAGAUGACAGAUGAGCUAGCCAGGCGGAAGGCCGAUGCCAUUCGGCGCGGCGACCCGGUGACGGGAGAGCAGCGCGCCAGAGAGUACAUGGACCAGCACGAGCGGGCUAAGAAGCAAGGGGAGCGCAAGAACUUGGGCAAGCACUGGUCCGAAAAGAGUUUGGACGACAUGAAGGAGCGCGAUUGGCGCAUCUUCAAGGAAAACUUUGGCAUCUCUACUAAGGGCGGCUCUAUCCCCAACCCCAUGCGGAGCUGGGAAGAGUCCAAGAUAUCGCAACGUCUUCUCCGAGUUGUCGCCGAUGUUGGCUACGAAGAGCCAUCGCCUAUUCAGAGGGCUGCUAUCCCGAUUGCUCUCCAGGCGCGAGACCUAAUCGGUGUCGCCGUUACUGGUUCCGGAAAAACGGCCGCCUUUCUGUUGCCUCUGCUUGAAUAUAUCACUGAACUGCCCGCCCUUUCCGAAUACAACAAGAACGAUGGGCCUUACGCCCUCAUACUUGCCCCUACUCGAGAACUGGUGCAGCAGAUCGAAUCCGAGGCGCGAAAGUUUGCCACCCCUCUGGGGUUCACCGUUGUCAGCAUCGUCGGUGGGCACUCGCUAGAAGAGCAGGCCUUUGCCCUGAGGAACGGAGCGGAGAUUAUCGUUGCGACACCUGGUCGUCUUGUGGAUUGUCUUGAGCGUCGACUGCUUGUCUUUACCCAGUGCUGCUACGUUAUUAUGGAUGAAGCAGAUCGCAUGAUUGACCAGGGCUUUGAGGAGCCUCUCACCAAGAUCCUCGACGCCCUUCCGGUAACCAACGAGAAGCCGGAUACGGAUGACGCAGAGAACCCACAACUUAUGAGCCGGUACCUGGGUGGGAAGGAUCGCUACCGGCAGACGAUGAUGUAUACCGCCACUAUGCCGCCUCUGGUAGAGAGAAUUGCCAAGAAGUAUCUGCGACGCCCGGCGAUUGUUACCAUCGGUAAUGCGGGAGAGGCGGUGGAUACCGUUGAGCAGCGGGUUGAGUUUGUCACGGGAGAAGACAAGCGGAAGAAGAGGCUCAACGAGAUUCUCCACUCAGGCCAGUUCAAACCGCCCAUCAUUGUUUUUGUCAACAUCAAGCGAAACUGCGACAUGAUUGCCCGCGACAUCAAGGGCAUGGGAUUUUCGGCCGUCACCCUACACGGAAGCAAGACACAGGAGCAGCGUGAGGCGGCGCUGUUGUCGCUGCGAAACGGCCAGAUUGACAUCCUAGUCGCCACCGAUCUCGCUGGACGUGGUAUUGAUGUUCCGGACGUGUCCCUGGUCGUGAAUUUCAACAUGGCCAUGAGCAUCGAGUCUUAUACACAUCGUAUUGGACGUACAGGUCGUGCAGGCAAGAGCGGUGUUGCCAUCACGUUCCUGGGCCCUGAAGACAAUGACGUGCUGUACGACUUGCGGCAGAUCAUUUCGAAGUCUUCGAUAUCUAAGGUGCCAGAAGAGCUGCGCCGACACGAGGCUGCGCAGUCAAAACCACAGCGCGGGCAGAAGAAGCUUGAGGACAGCGGAGGUUUUGGCGGGAAAGGCGGAAACUGGCAAUGAGCAUGUACUUGUCAUGAUGUGCGUUGAUAUUAAAUAUGCUUUAUGCUACUAUGAAUCAACCUGGAAUAUACCAAAAUUUAGGCCUCAAGCCCAAGUCUUGAUUCUUUGGGAAUACUUGAGAGAGAUGGAUGUAAUUCAGUGUUCAAUUGUGAAACUUGGGUGUCCUCAAGAGCUUUUGUCGGUGGUAAUUACGGAUACCUUACCUACCUGUGGUAUCCAGGAUACCCCCGUGCCACAGCAUAUAAAGGGAACAAAGGAUAAACAGUGUAAUAUACAGAAAGGGAGAAUAGUAAAAUCCUCAUGCUGCCUUAUUUGAAC